CGUGUCAGCGUGCUGGGCUCUGGUUCUAUCUCGUCAAAGUAAACCCACGCUUCCGCGCAGCCCCCGACGGCAAUUGCUCCUGCAAUGGCUCCUCCACAAGUCAAGCUUCGGGCGCAGACAUCAGUCAAGGCUAGGCGCGGGUUUUUGGAACUGACGGCGUCUGGUGGGACGAUGGGUGCGCCGACAGAGGCCCGCGAGCCAACCGUCUCGAUGAAUGACAGGUCAGAGACAAGCAACAAGAAACGGGUUGUUCCGCCGCCCUUUGUCGGUUCCUAG
This is a messenger RNA of Gaeumannomyces tritici R3-111a-1, 276 nucleotides long. RefSeq lists its product as hypothetical. Lineage: Eukaryota; Fungi; Ascomycota; Sordariomycetes; Magnaporthales; Magnaporthaceae. The transcript has a single exon. The coding region runs from base 85 to 276 and encodes 63 amino acids. The record is from RefSeq and is a predicted model, not a curated record.